Messenger RNA from Vairimorpha ceranae, 140 nucleotides. RefSeq lists its product as hypothetical. The annotation marks the transcript as partial. Lineage: Eukaryota; Fungi; Microsporidia; Nosematidae. The record is from RefSeq and is a predicted model, not a curated record. The transcript has a single exon.
AUGUUAAUCAAUUAUAAUAAGCCAAAUAUAUUCAUUGUGGAUAAAAUAAGAAAGGAGAUUACAAUAGUAGAAGUUGGAAUUACUGGAUUUGAAAAUCUCCACGCUUUUGAGACAAAGAAGAAACAUAAGUAUGAUCUCCU